AUGGAUCCCAUAACCGCCCUCCAGACGGCAUCCGCCAUCAUCGGCAUCGUCGACUUUGGUAGUCGGCUCCUCUCCAGCACCUACGAAAUCUACCAGUCAGCAUCUGGCUACACUGCACGCGACGUGGGGCUGUCAACCUUGUCAGAAGAGCUGAACGGCCUCGGGGAGCAACUUCAAGAUCGCCUUCAAGAGGCGCCCAGUUCAGCUGCCACCUCGGACAAGACUUUGCAGAGCCUCUCGGUGCGAUGUAUCGAAGCUAGCCACAAGCUGCAUUCGGCCAUUCGCGAUUUGCAGGCGAAUAGGUCUGAAAAUAGCAGAAUCAGUACAGCUGCCAAUAGCUUCGCAUCGGCCCUCAAGGCAGUGUGGAAGAAGGGCGAGAUUGAGUCUCUGAAGGAGGAAUUGACAGAGAUCCGUUCCCAAAUUACCGUCGCAGGAAUCAUUUCCGUAUUGUCAGAGUCCGAACAAGAUGACAAGAAACACAAGGAGUUGAAGGAUCGACUAGAUCAGAUCGCUAGCGAGCUCUCACAAAUGACAACACCGAAAAAGGCAGACCACCUCAGCCGUAGGAACCAGGAUCUCGUUCAUAUCCUAUGGGAGAUGGACUGGAAAUCAUGGGCAGCCAUCUAUGGGGGAGGCCUCUUUGUCGACUCCCAACCAGCCCGUCAUACCCACGUCGAUGGCAUCAUACCGAUGAUGAUUUUGACAAGUCUCUCGUUUCGACAGAUAAACUCCCGAAAGGAAGCCAUCCCCGAAGCUCACACCAGCACAUGCAGUUGGAUCUUUCGAGAUUCUGAGACGGAUGAGAACGGGGAGCAACUCGAGUGGCCAAGCUUUCCAACGUGGCUGAAGCAAAGAGAUGACAAGAUCUACUGGAUCACUGGGAAGCCAGGGUCUGGCAAGUCCACCUUGAUGAAAUACAUCAUCAACAAUCCAGAGCUGCAAACUCAUCUCCAGGAAUACGCGGGAGACCUCCCCUGCUUGCAAGCCGGCUUCUUCUUCUGGAAUCCAGGCGCAGAGAUGGAGACGUCAAGAGAAGGCCUCCUUCGGACACUUCUUCACCAGUGCUUGAAAGAGAGACCAGCCCUUAUCCCUGUUGUGGCACCCCGGCGAUGGGCACUGUACAGCGUGCUGGGAGACGAAGCCGUUGCGCCAGAGUGGACCUGGAAGGAGUUGAGUGAGUCCUUUGACAUUCUCUGCUCAUUCCACGGACAAGAAUUCCGAUUAGCCCUCUUCAUCGACGGCCUCGAUGAGUUCAAAGAAUCUGAAAAAUCUCCCGAUGUCCUAAUCAGCUGGAUACGCCAUGCAGCAACGCAAUAUGGCAUCAAGAUAUGCGUUUCAAGUCGCCCCUGGAACAUAUUUGCGGAUGCGUUCGGGAGAGAACCCUCUCUAACAAUGCAGAAUCUCUCGAGGAGGGACAUUGCUCACUUUGUCCGCACAGAGUUCGACAAAAGCAUUGCGUUUCAAGAGAUGAAGGAAGCCUUUCAGGAUGACGCAACGUCGAUAAUCGAGGAGAUCAUCGAAAAGGCCCAGGGCGUGUUCCUCUGGGUUAGCCUCGUAGUUCGUAAUCUCCUCUUAACCCUGGUUGACAAUCCAUCCUUAGGCGACCUCAAUCGAAUGCUCGCUGAGAUCCCCAGUGACAUCGUCGGCCUAUACAAUGCGAUAUGGAGAUCUAUCCCAGCCGAAAGACAGUGUCGGUCCUCCCAGAUCUUGCAGGUCUUGCAGGUCUGCGGCGAUUCAUUGCGAUCCUGCACGGCGGAGAUCAUGUGGCUUGCCACAGUUCACAAUCUCAACCCGCAACCCGCCGCCAGUUCUGGAAUCAAUAGUGUGUUGAAGCGAGUUCUCGACGGCCACACCAGAGGAAUAUGCGAGCUGGUGGAGGGCGAAGUGCGGUUCUUACACCGGUCAGCGGCAGAUUGGAUUCAAGACGAUUCGACGAGAGCCAAAAUCUGCUCCAAGGCACCACCAGACUUUGAGCCACAUCUCAACUUCCUAGAAGCCCACAUUCAACUCCAGGUAGUGGUGAGGGCAGGCGAUGAUGGCAUAGCUUUCGAACCUCUCAGUGCCCGGCUCACCCAAGCCAUGGACUACGUUCACAAGCAGGGAUACGAAAUCUUUUUCCAGGGCCGGAGCUUGCCUGAACGGGAAAAAAACUCGACACCAGAAGGAUGGUCAACCAGGCAUUGGCUCUUGCGGGAAAGCAGCAAUGGUUCCGAGGUCGAAAACUGCUUCGUCGGAAUCGUAGCCAGCGCCGGCUUUGUCGACUAUGUCAAAAAGAAGUUGAACGACGACCCCUCCCUUCUCACCCCAAAAGAAGGCAGAAUUUCCAUCCUCGAGAACGCCAUUUUUGGGUCCGACCUUGAUCCAGCCCCCCUUUUCAGGCAUGGGUUCUCUCCAUCCAAGUACUCCUACCAGACGGGUAGACUCGAGAUCAUCCGGUUCAUCCUGGAGACGAGUCCGCACUGGUACAAGACGGCCAGAGACCGGCCAAUAUUCGAGGCCGUAGCCGAUUCGGAGUCGAUGGACCAUGGCCCGGAGGGAGCAAAGUGGCGCCAGGAGGUGCUUGAACUGCUGGAAGAAUUCGGCUACAAGUCCUUCAAAUUUUGGAGGGGCAAACGGUAUCAAGGAAUGUUAGCUGGCUCAAUCAACAAACCCACUCACAAAACGGGUAGGCUCCUCAGGGAGUUUAAGAAUGAAAUGGGACAGUAUUUUGGCAAAGUCAGAAGAGAGGCGGGAGGAUGA
This is a messenger RNA of Fusarium vanettenii 77-13-4, 2739 nucleotides long. RefSeq lists its product as uncharacterized. The record is from RefSeq and is a predicted model, not a curated record. Bases 1 to 2739 code for a protein of 912 amino acids. The transcript has 3 exons. NCBI's taxonomy places the organism in Eukaryota, Fungi, Ascomycota, Sordariomycetes, Hypocreales, Nectriaceae.